Calidris pugnax (ruff) is the source of this 4527-nucleotide messenger RNA. RefSeq names its product ADAMTS like 2 (gene ADAMTSL2). Gene Ontology annotation, biological process: extracellular matrix organization. The record is from RefSeq and is a predicted model, not a curated record. The transcript is spliced from 15 exons. Bases 1412 to 3781 code for a protein of 789 amino acids. Gene Ontology annotation, cellular component: extracellular matrix. NCBI's taxonomy places the organism in Eukaryota, Metazoa, Chordata, Aves, Charadriiformes, Scolopacidae.
GGAGGAAGGGGCAGACGUCACGGCGUACUGGUGGGGGGAGUGGACCAAGUGGACGGCGUGCACCAGGACCUGCGGGGGAGGCGUCAAGUCCCAGGAGAGGCACUGCCUGCGGCAGAGGUACGGCACCCCCCUGCCAGGCUGCGGGCAGCUCCAGCUUGCUGGAGGUAGACUUGGUCCGGAAGGUCAUCGCUCAGUAGAUGAGCACUGGUGAAAAAGGUGUUGUCUGGCAAACCCUGCUUGUGCAGAAGGUAAGUAUGUCCCUGAGCGUGCUGCCGUGAGGAUGCUGUGCCUGGAGGACCAGCCAAGCUAUUCCUCUGCUGGCCCUGAGGUGCCUCCUGUGGGGAUUAGUGCAGGUGGGCCAGCAGACAUUGUGUAAGCCCCUUCUCCAGGCUUCUGGGCACAGCAGCGAGGACACUGUGGGGCAGGGUUGGUUGGGGACCCGCUGAUCCUGCUGCUCUGUGCGUGGCUCUGCCUUCUCCAGGCUGUGUGGUUGCCAGAAGGCACCUUGUAAACCUUGUCCCCAUGGUACCUCCUGGGAUGCUGUAAUAAGAGUAGUUGAUGCUGCAGAUAAUAAAGCCAGAGAGACCUUUGCUAUCAGCUCCAGUGGGGCUGUGACAGAUCUCUGUGUGGUUCUGCUGCAUGGAGGCUGAUCUUACAGAAGCAAGGGACAAAUAUAUUUAAAAAAAGGGAAAAGAAGGCUUUCUGACCCCUGUCUAACCAUCAUUUCUUUAUUCAGAAGAAAGUCAGUGAGUGGGCUGGCUAAUAAAACUUGCACUGGAACAUCCAAAAGAUACCAGCUCUGCAAAGUACAAGUAAGGAUAUCCUUUUUCUCAUCAGGAACACUCGAUUUAAAAUGUGGAAAGUCAUGCUUGCUUCCUGCAAUGGCAUUUCUGGGCCUCUUGGAGAGGGGACACCAUUUGUCCUGUAGCUGUCACCCUGUUGCCCCUCCAAGAAACAGGAGUUCCCUCCUUUGGUGCCCAUCACCAUUGUGUUGGGGCUUUGGGCCUUUUGCCUGCACUGGGGGCUAUAAAACCCAGUGGGUGGUUCUUGCACCAUCUCCCUGGGAGGGGUUUCCCCUGGCUGUCCCUGCGGUGGGAGGAGGAGGAGGAUGUGGCUCUGGAUGGGGCAGGCGAUGGAAACGCUCCUUGCAGCCGGUCGAGAUGUGCCAGAAACCUUUCCCACAUUUUGUUUUCAUCAGGAUAUUAAUGUAUCCCAUUCUAGGAGUGCCCUGCGAACGGAAGGAGCUUUCGAGAGGAGCAGUGUUCAUCAUUUAACUCCCAUGUGUAUAACGGCAGAACAUAUCAAUGGAAACCUUUAUAUCCUGAUGACUAUGUUCACAUUUCUAGCAAGCCCUGUGACCUCCAUUGCACCACUGUGGAUGGUCAGAGACAGUUAAUGGUUCAGGCUCGGGAUGGAACAUCCUGCAAAUACACUGAUUUCCGAGGGGUUUGCGUGUCUGGAAAAUCCGAUUGGGUGCGAUGGCAUUCUCUUCUCCACCCACACCUUGGAUAAAUGUGGAGUUUGCCAAGGAGAUGGGAGCAGCUGUACUCACGUGACCGGCAGCUACCGGAAAGGAAAUUCUCAUCUUGGCUAUUCUCUGGUAACUCACAUUCCUGCUGGAGCGAGGGAUAUCCAGAUAGUGGAACGGAAAAAAUCUGCAGAUGUUCUGGCUGUGGCUGAUGAAGCUGGCUACUACUUCUUCAAUGGGAACUACAAAGUUGACAGCCCAAAGAACUUCAACAUUGCAGGCACGGUGUUCAAGUACCGCAGGCCCAUGGAUGUUUAUGAGACCGGCAUAGAGUACAUUGUCGCACAAGGACCGACAAAUCAAGGGUUGAAUAUAAUGGUCUGGAAUCAAAAUGGCAAGAAUCCAUCCAUCACAUUUGAGUACAUCCUCCUGAGGAAGCCACACUCAAAUCUGCAGCCCAUCUACUACACCUUCUCCGAGUCAGAGAGCGAAGAAAGCCGAGAGUUCGAUGGAGACGUGCCAUUGGGUUUUAUCCAGCACAAUGCAACCUAUUUUGGGAAAAUCUCCAGGGAAAGGAUAGACUUGGAGAACCAGGUGUUUGGAAGGCAGGACACGGAGGAAGAUUUAAACUUGAGCAAAGGUCAGGAAACCAAUGAGGUCUAUGAAAGAGCAGAAACAAUUGACUGUGAGCCAAAACUGAAGGGCAAACAACCCCAAGAUUCAAACGUAACCAGGUCUACUUACCAGACAGACCGUGACGACAGAGACUUUGACCCCAGGUUCACCUCCAGGGAAUUCCUUUCGGAGAACGCCAUCACAGACAAGCUGCUGGACAAGACCUCGGACUCCAAGGAGUUGAUGCUCAACAUGACCAUGAACAGCAUCUUUGCCCAGGGAGACCCAAUCAACUCUGUGGGGUCACACAUUGACAGUCUCUAUGUUGACUACGAGGACACUGAUGGCGUUGUGACCUACACCAUUAAUAGCACCUACAUGGAGCUGAGCAAUGGCAAAGCCAUCAACACAUCUGCGGAGACGCCAUUUUCAAAUGCCACUGUCACCAUGACCAGCCCUCAAGGGAACAGAACCCACAAAGCAAGAAACAGAUUGAAGUUGUUAAGAAAGGGCCAAGGUGUGAGUGCUGCUGACAUGUACAGGUGGAAGCUUUCCUCCCAUGAACCCUGCAGCUCUACAUGUACCACAGGAGUGAUGUCCACGUAUGCUAUGUGUGUUCGCUAUGAUGGGAUCGAAGUGGAUGAUACGUACUGUGAUGCCAUGACCCGUCCCGAGCCCGUCCAUGAGUUCUGUGCUGGGAGAGAGUGCCAGCCAAGGUGGGAGACGAGCAGCUGGAGCGAGUGCUCCCGCACGUGUGGGGAGGGCUACCAGUUCCGCAUCGUCCGCUGCUGGAAGAUGAUCUCGCCGGGGUUUGACAGCUCCGUCUACAGCGACCUUUGUGAGUCUGCUGACAUCACCCGGCCGGAUGAGCGCAAGGUCUGCAAGAACCCAGCCUGUGGCCCCCAGUGGGAGAUGUCGGAGUGGUCCGAGUGCUCAGCCCGGUGUGGAGAGCGGAGCGUGGUGACACGGGACAUCCGCUGCUCGGAGGAGGAGAAGCUCUGUGAUGCCAGCGCCCGGCCCCUGGCUGAGAAGAACUGCACGGGACCACCCUGCGACCGGCAAUGGACCGUCUCCGACUGGGGACCGUGCAGCGGUGGCUGCGGGCAGGGCAGGAUGAUCCGGCACGUGUACUGCAAAACCAGCGACGGGCGGGUGGUGCCGGAGUCGCAGUGCAACCUGGAGACGAAGCCACUGGCCAUCCAUCCCUGCGGGGACAAGAACUGCCCCUCACAUUGGCUGGCGCAGGACUGGGAGCGGUGUAACACCACGUGUGGCCGGGGUGUGAAGAAGAGGAUCGUGCUCUGCCUGGAGAUCGUCAACGGGAAGAUCAAGACCCGCAGCCCCUCCGACUGCGACGUCGCCAAGAAGCCCGUGGAGGAGACCACGUGCUUCGAGAGGCCGUGCUUCAAGUGGUACACCACCCCCUGGUCAGAGUGCACCAAAACCUGCGGCAUCGGCGUGAGGAUGCGGGACGUGAAGUGCUACCAAGGGAAGGACAUCGUCCGGGGCUGCGACCCGCUGGUGAAGCCGGUGGGCAAACAGACCUGUGACCUCCAGCCCUGCCCCACAGAGCCCCCAGACGACAGCUGCCAGGACCAGGCAGGAACCAACUGUGCUUUGGCCAUCAAAGUCAACCUGUGCAGCCACUGGUACUACAGCAAAGCCUGCUGCCGCUCCUGCCGCGCACCCCACUCCUAGUGCCCGGCAGCACCCCUGGGCUGCUCCUCCCUUAGCAAGGGCUCCCUCUGCCAUUUAGUAAACGCUACACAUCCCACAGACUGGUGUCAAGGAGGCUUUGGGGUUGGUUUUGGUUUUUUUUUUUUCCCUUCCCACCAAUGCAGAACUCCUCUCUGGGUAGAGAAGGAACGGUGCCGGCACGGCUCGGCUUCACCGCUGUACAUUGGUAGCCCUCGUUAUCAGAGCUGUACAUAAAGUCGUGUAUAUUUGAUUUCCCCUGAACUGCAGACACCGUGUUUCACAAGGUCUGGUCCUUUUUUUUUUUUUUGGGUUUCUCUCCUCUCUGCACGUUUGGGGUUGGCGAUGGGAAGGCGUGAAGUGGAAGUUUCCCUUCGCAGAGCAGGGGGUUCAGUGCCUCUCUCCUCAUUUAUCCCCCAGACCUCUCGUUAGCUGGCAUUUAAUGUGGUGGGAACCUGAUUUUUUGUUUGCUAAAUGAACUCAAGCCCAAGCCCUUCUUUUGUAAUAUGUAGGUGUAUACUUUUUCAGAGAAUUUUAUCUUAUAAUCAAACGUUAGUUCCAUAGUCCUUACAACCCCCCCGUAAUGCUGACAUAUUGUAUAUAAUAUGGAAACAUAACUGCACUUUAUAUCACAAAAAAGACGUGCUCUUUUUUAAUAUAUUUGUUUACAGACAGUGAACUUUAUCCAUAUAAUCAUUAAUUUGUACUCAUAUGUAUAUUUUAAUAAAGUUGUCAUAUUUAUGGUGGUA